AAGUUGGACCACCCUUUAUUUUCGGAAAAAAGGAGUUACUACUGUUUUUUGGAUUGGGAAACUCUUUUUUUUUCUUUAAAUAUUCAAUUCCCUGGGUCUAACAAAUCUUGAGACCUGAGCAAGAAUCGACCUAAACUCAAGAAUUUCUACAUUUCAAAACUCAUUUAUUUUUAACAGUUCUAUACCGGAAAUUGCAUUAAAUUUCAAAAUAAAUUCCCGCCAUCUAUUGGGGGAGACUUAUAACUACCAAAGCAAAAUGCAUGUCAAACUCUCUUAAGAUUUUGUUUCGUCUAUAAUCUGUCAUCUGAUGCCCAGACAGCAUGCGCAAUAUAUUACAUUUAUAAUGUCUGUGUAUUGCAAUUGUUGACAAUAGUUAACAUUGGUGCAUAAUAGAACGCACUUCAGACCUAGUCUAUGCAGUUUUGUUUUUUGUUACCUGCCUGCAUUUCGUAGUUGUUUAUUUAUUUGUUCAAAAUGUCCACUCCAUCCGAUCAAUAUGAAAAUAUUGUUAAUAUUAUGAUUGCCACGGAUAACCAUUUGGGUUAUUGCGAAAAGGAUCAAAUAAGAGGAAACGAUAGCUUUAUUACAUUCGAAGAAAUUCUAGAACUUGCCGUUGAGAAAGAUGUUGAUUUCAUUCUUUUGGGCGGAAAUUUGUUCCAUGAUGCUACUCCCAGUCAAAAUACCUUGAACAAAUGCUUUAAGCUCUUGCGACAAUAUACGCUUGGAGAUAGACCAAUAUCUGUUGAGUUUCUGUCCGACCAGUCUCUGGCGUUCCAUGACGCUCUAAAUCAAUCGGUAAACUACGAAGAUCCCAAUAUUAAUGUAUCCAUUCCAGUAUUUUCAAUUCAUGGAUAUCGUGAUGAUCCAAUUGGAUUAGAGAAUCUCAGUGCUCUUAAUAUUCUAGCCACUGCAGGUCUAAUAAACUACUUUGGUCGCUGUACCGAUCUCAGUCAAGUUGAAAUCAAACCGAUUUUGUUAAAGAAAGGCGAAACCCAAAUUGCUCUUUAUGGUCUUUCUCAUAUAUCCGAUCCACGUUUGUGUCGCCUUCUUCAAGCGGGCAAAGUUAUAAUGGAACAACCUGAUGAAUCCGCAGGAGAAUGGUUCAAUCUCAUGGUUAUUCAUCAGAAUCGUGUUGAUCGAGGAAGGAAGGAAUAUAUUCCCGAAGAGAUUCUUCCAGAUUUUUUGGAUUUGAUAAUUUGGGGUCAUGAACAUGAUUGUCGCAUUGAAGCCGAAGUUAACACAAAGAAGAAUUUCUUUGUUACUCAACCUGGAUCUUCGGUGGUAACAUCAUUGAAAGAAGGUGAAUCUUUGCAGAAAAAUGUAGCAAUCCUUCAAAUUAGGAAAAAACAAUUUCAAAUCCAACCAUUGCCUUUGAAAACUGUGCGUCCAUUUAUCUUUGAGUCGAUAACUCUGAGUGAUUUCUCGGAGGAAUAUGGAUUAGAUCAAGCUGAUGCCGCUGAGAAGGUGCAGAAUUUAGCAAAAGAGAAAAUGGAGGAAAUGAUUAAGCGAGCAGAAGAACGUCUCACCAACCAUCCAAAACAACCCAAAUUACCUCUGAUUCGUUUGAGAAUUAUUUAUAAUGAUGAAGCCCAGAUGUUUAAUGCCAUUCGAUUUGGCCAACAGUACAAUGAAAGAAUUGCCAAUCCAGCUGAUGCUGUUGUCUUCAAAAAACUUGUCAAGAAAAAAAAAUUUGAGGCAAUGGAUUGUGAUAAAGAUGCCAUGUCGAAUGCUUUUAAUAGAGAGGAAGUCGAGAGUGAAACAAAAGUUGAGGAUGUUGUUGAUCGAUAUUUUGAUGAAGUCGACGAAGACAAAAAACUUCAAGUAAUUAGUCCGAAAGUUCUGUCUGAAAUGUGCUUCAGGAUGGUUGAGAAAAAUGAUGCAAAUGCUGCAGACACUAUUCUCCAGAUAUACCAAACAAUGGCCGUUGAUCAUUUGAUGUCCGAACUUGCCAGUGAAAAUGACAUUGAUAAUGAACUUAAAGUUUUUCGAGACAAUCAAACGGAAAACUAUGAGGAAAUUAUAAAAUUAUUCGAUAAACUUGGUACUACUAAUAAAGUUAGUUACGAAGAUGGCUUGCAUGAAAAUUUAUUCAAAAAGAGAACCCCUGGAUCCCGCAAAACAAAGGCAACUGACAUGAUGACUGACGAUGAUGAUGAAAGCACACCUGAACCAACAACAUCACGAGGAAGAAAACAAGCAAGAGGAUCGGGAAGAGGUGGUAGAGGUAGAGGUAGGGGUGCAAGAGCCAUGCCUCAAUUGGAUAUUUCAAUGGAAUCAGAAACAUCCGCGAGGCAACCAACACUACUCGAUGCUAUGAAUCAACGGAAGUCAUCUAGAACAAGAAGUGCACCUAAAGUAGUCUAUGAUAUUUCUUCAGAUUCUGAAUAAGCUUUGCUAUAUUUUUUUUACUGUUUUUUAAACGUUAAAUAAAAAAGUUUUCAUAUCAUUAAA
This is a messenger RNA of Episyrphus balteatus (marmalade hoverfly), 2451 nucleotides long. Its product is annotated as double-strand break repair protein MRE11-like. The transcript has 6 exons. Gene Ontology annotation, molecular function: 3'-5'-DNA exonuclease activity; manganese ion binding; DNA endonuclease activity. The record is from RefSeq and is a predicted model, not a curated record. Bases 475 to 2388 code for a protein of 637 amino acids. Gene Ontology annotation, cellular component: Mre11 complex; nucleus. Gene Ontology annotation, biological process: telomere maintenance; mitotic G2 DNA damage checkpoint signaling; double-strand break repair via nonhomologous end joining. Lineage: Eukaryota; Metazoa; Arthropoda; Insecta; Diptera; Syrphidae.